CCUACGGCAAGGAACGCUUGUCUGCGUUCUGUGCAGCAAUGCUGUGGCUAGCCUUAUCUUUCAUUAUCUACGCCUCUUUUGUCGUCCUCAAUGCAAGGGCCUUCCGGCUGCUCUCUCCACACCGGCGGCGGAGCAUCGAUGCCACCCACAACCCACCCAGCAGCAAAGGCAGCAAUGCAGCCUUCAUCUCCCUAAUCCCCUCCCGUCCCUCCUUCGCCACCUCGCGCUUCGCCACCUCAACCAUGCCCAUAUGGCCACCGUCUUUCACGAUCUUGUCAGCGGUGGUUUAUGCCGCAGACGGCGAUGAUGAGGAUGAGGAUGAUGACAACGGCAGCCUGACGGUGCUGCCUCUCACACUCGAUCUGAGCGACGCCAGCCAGAAGUCGCUGGAGGAGCGGAUGCGGCAGCUGGGCAUCGACGAGGCCGACCUGAUAGAGAAGUUCAUCAGGGGCGGCGGCAAGGGCGGCCAGAAGAUCAACAAGACGUCCAACUGUGUCAUGCUCCAGCACCAGCCCACCGGCGUGGUCAUCCGGUGCCAGGCUGAGAGGUCGCGGACGCGGAAUAGGAUAGCGGCCAGGCAGCUGCUGCUGGAGAAGCUGGAGGCUCGAAUCAAGGACCAACAGAGGAAAGAGGAAUACAAACGACAAGUAAGUGGCGUGGCGUGCAGUGCACAUGUGGGUGGGUUGCUGGGGGGGUGGGAGGGAGGGGUGGUGAGGCAUAUAAUAGAGAACAACCUGACAUGCAUUCAAUCGUCUGCCGGCCGGGAGGACACAUGUGUGUGCGCACUUGUGUGUGUGUGUGUGUGUGUGUGUGUGUUGUGUAUCAGAAAGAGCUGCGGCGUGCCCGUCAGCCGACGGAGGGUCAGAAGCGCAAGACCAGGGAGCAGAACAUCCGGCGGUCAGAGAUAAAGAAGUGGAGGGCCAAGAGCAGGAACCCAUCAUUCGACUGACUGACUGACUCACUCACUCACUCACUGACUAGCCGGCUCACUGGGCGCCUCACUGGCGGACGGGGCAAGGGUGGGGACGACGGCUUCGACUGUGAAUGACAGUCAAUGUGAGGCGGCGACACUAACUAAGAGAAUGGAACGAUGUCACACUGAGCAAGGGAGCGAUGUGGUUCGGCGUGAGUGAUGGGAACUCUAAGGCAGAGAUCUUUUGUCUGUGAAGAAAUGUGACGCUCUGAUGCGUGGCGAGUG
Vitrella brassicaformis is the source of this 1198-nucleotide messenger RNA. Lineage: Eukaryota; Vitrellaceae. The record is from the annotation of a GenBank genome assembly.